AAGUAAAGGUGGAUUCGUUGUGGGAAGGGCGAUAAACUAGUGCAAGGUGAAGGAGGUCUGUUCAUCUGUUUUCUUCCUCUCGGUCACUUUAAUCUGGUUCUUCGGUCUGUCAGAUUAAACUGGAGUCGUCCAGGAGGAUGAGGAUAACCGUGCUGCUUGUCUCCCUCCUGCUCGUUUCCCAGUAUGCCUCAGGAGUCGAGGUGUAUGAGGGGGAGGAGUCUGUCCUUCUGCUCUGCCAGCUUCCUGUUCCAUCUGAAGAGGGUGUAGUUGUGUGGGGACGCGAUGACCUGAAUCCUUCAAUCAUCCAUGUUCGCACAGAGGAAGGUGAUUAUCUUACAGAGCAAAAUAAACAAUACAUCGACCGAACAUCCAUUCAGAAGGACGCCCUGAAGACCGGAGACCUCAGCCUCACUCUGAGAAAACCUACAUUCUCUGACAGCGGAAUCUACACCUGCAGCGUACGCAAGCUUGGACAAAAACAGAACCAGACUGAAGUGCAACUAAAGGUCAAAGAGCGUCCUCCUCCUCCUCCAAUCUGGCCCAAAGUUCUCCCAGCAGUCCUGGUUCCGGUGCUUCUCCUGGCUAUUGGCAUUAGUGUUUUCAUGUGUCUUGUAUAUCAAAGGAUGAAGAAAACAGCAGUCUGCCAGCUCAAAGUUGUUGAUGUGACAGAGGGGGCAGAGUCUGUCCUGCUACCCUUCAUAUCCAAAAAACUGAAGAAUACGGAGACCACCAAAGUGGAGUGGAAACAUAUCCAAGAAGACGAAAUGAAGGUCGUGUAUGAGAAGGAUCGGAAAAGUCGAGACGCAACUCACACAGGCCGCACAGAGAUGAGGAAAGAUCCAUGGAACACAGGAAACGCCAGCCUAACUUUGUCAAGACCUCGCUCUGAAGAUGGAGGUGUUUACAUAUGCACCAUGUAUGACACGAAUGGAAAGGCCCUGAAACAGAAAGUAGUGGCACUCUGGGUCAAAGAGGGCUGGCUGAAAACCAUCAGAAGCUUCUUCCCGUGUGCCAGACAGAACAAUUAUGUCAUCUGAAUCAAAAGGCAAAGGUGAAUCUGUUCACUAUGCAGUCAAUGUGAUUUAUCUCCUGACAAAGCUUUUCCAAAUGAAAUUCACAGGAAUGAGUGUCAUUACCAAAUGAAAAGUCACAUUGACAAAUAUGUGUGUUUGUGAGCUCUCAAAUGUCUGUUUCAGUCAGUUUGAACACUUGACACAUGCACUCAGCACAACCUGAACUAAUAUUCAGAUCGUCUGUGCACACUUUAAACUAAAGUUCUGCAUAGAGAGGUGAGAGCAGUAAAGUGUUUUUUUAGAACAUUUUUAAAUACAUUUAAGAUUUAUUUCAUUUAUUUGGGAAUAAAAUAGAAAAAUUCUAAAAAUGUUAGCUAUCUAACAUUGACAAAGGUAAACAGUUACUUUGAUGACAGAUGUCUGUACUAACUAAUACUGUAGUGUUUAACUAUUUUAACUUUGAUUUCGAUUUACUGAAGGUUACCUGUGGGGUUCAACAGGGUUCAGUGCUGGACCCCAAACAGUUUAUACUGGACAUGCAUGAAUUGUAUCUAAAUUACUAAAACUUUAUUUGCUGUAAUGUAUCAUCAGUUAUAGUCAUUUAUUUUUCUCUGGGAAAAGUUUAGAACAGUGCCUGAAUGCAGUGGAAAAAAAUGUUGCGACAGAUACAUCACCACUAAAUUACAGCAAAAUAAAAUGUAUAAUAAUUAGUAACUAGUAAGUAGUAGCUGUUAUAAAUUAUUACGAGUGUGUACCACUAUGUAAGUUUUAAAAACAUGGUGCUAAAAAAUAUGAAAGUGAAUCAAGACUUUCAUUGUUCAUAAAAAAGUAUAUUUUUUUGUGUGUUUAUUUCUGUAUGUUUGUUGUUAUUUAUUCUUUCAAAAUUAUUUUACUUUUUUUGUUAUGUUUUCCUUUGGUCUUAGUUUCGUUUAUUUAGGAUAUACUGCAUGUAAAAAGUGUAGUUGGAACAUGCUGUAGCUUCAGCCUUCAACUUUAAGACUAAAAUCUCCAAUUCAUUUUUUGUCAUUUAUUUAUUGGUAUAGCAUCUCUUGGUUGUUUUUGUUAGUUAGGGUACUCUUUGUAUAACAGAUGUUUGAAGCUGUUCUGGAGUUUCAGAGCUGUUGUAGAUCAUACAUAAAAUAUGCGUGUGUGUGUUCAGACUGUUUGUCAAUGGCGAGACUCUCAGGGAAACAUACAAAUUGGACUCUGCUUUCUAUAGAGAGUCCAAUUUGUAUGUCCAAUUUGUGCAACUCCUGAAACUCAGGACUGAGCCUGCAAAACAUUGAAUUUGAAACCAGGGUUGUACCUUUAUCUGUUGUCAGGUACAAUGCAGUGCUCUCUGCCGAUGCUCGUGCACAUAAGGUCUUGGUGUGGAUUUUAUUGUCAUUCCUUGAAAAGAGAACUGGUAGAGUUCCUUCUUUCAUUUUUCAGCAGUCACAACAAAGUAACUAAAAGUGCCUGUUACAAGUAUUUUUUGUAGAGCAGAAGUUGUCCCUGUUGAUUCUGAUUAUUUGUGCCAUAACAGUGGUAUAAACAGGAAAUUAUUGAAACCAACUGUGAAUUCAAUGAGAUGAACUGUUACAGAAAAAAACAAUAACAAUGUAAUGUUUACUUUAUCUCAUCUCUCUUUAAUCCUAAGUCUGCUCAUCCUCACUUACUAGCUAGCUUUUUUUGUUUAACAUUUGCUAUCAGCUGUGGCAUGAUACUUAAACUGAAACAGGAACGUGUAUCCCAGACACUGACAGAUCCCAUCUUGUGCACAGUGUAUUCCAUUUUUAAUGGAAUAUCUUUUGAGGACAACCAAACUCUAUUACCAGAGUCAUAGGUACAGGCCAUGGUCCUAAGGUGAUGUUUGCUUUGGUCUGCAGUCCUGAGUAGAGCUAUUCAAGUAUCAACACUACCAUAGACCAGUGUCAAUGGUAGUGUUGAAGAAGAUGCUGCACUUGGGAAUCCCAUUUACAAGUUAAACUCUGAUUAGUUUAGAGAGUGAUUGAAAAAAGGCACAAGAAUAUAGAAUUUUACAAAAAACUGUGAAAACCCCACUCCUGUCCUUGCAUCAGAUGCAUCUAGUUCUUCAUUAAAUUCACAUGGGCUCUUGUUGACCUUUAAGUAAAAAUUUGUAACACAACACUGCAUAAGUGCUUGCAGUAGUGGCGUCGGAACCGCGACCAGGACCUUGAAUUUUCAUGCAACGUGCAUGGUGUGUAUUGUGCUCUUAUUGGUUUUCAGCUAAUAGCUCCUUGAGAAUAACAUUUUAGGUGCAAAAAAUAUUUUAUGUCAGUCCAGUUGUAUUGUUAGUUUUUGUAAUAUAGAUUCAGAAAUGGGAACAAAUUGUGUACUUUUGCAACAUGCUGCCAUUGUAGUAAAGUGCCUAAAGAUACAGAUUUGCUAAGUUGAUUCACAGGUCAGUGUUAAGUGGUUUAACGAACAAACAAAAAACAUAAUUCUGAAAGCAGUCAGGUAAAAUAACUGGAUUGAAAGUGUACGGAAAUGCCAAUAUAAGGCCAUGCAUUCAUUUCCAAGGCAAUGAAAGAGCUUCACAGAGCCUAGAGAACUAUUGCUUCAAACUACUUUAUAAAACUGUACGACAGUCUUUCUCCUGGGUAGCAAAAUAUGAUGAAAUAAGUGUGAUUUAAGACUCUUGCACAAUGUUUAUUUACAACAAUCUCGAUAUACUCUUUUAAUACAGAAUAUCCUCAACUGUACAAGUUAUCUUUUGUAUGAAAUGUUCUGAUUGUACUCUGUGACCAUAGUGGGUAGAUCAUUUCUGUUUGUACUUAUUCUUGGUUAAAAGCCUUUCUGACUCUGUAUUACUCUGUAUUGAUUGACCCCUUUGCAAAGGAGAAUAAAACCUCACAAAGACAA
Molecule: messenger RNA, 3878 nt
Organism: Oreochromis aureus
Lineage: Eukaryota; Metazoa; Chordata; Actinopteri; Cichliformes; Cichlidae
Product: myelin-oligodendrocyte glycoprotein-like
Exons: 5
Coding region: 138-1037 (299 amino acids)
Biological process (GO): cellular response to lipopolysaccharide; immune response; negative regulation of T cell proliferation
Cellular component (GO): external side of plasma membrane
Source: RefSeq, a predicted model, not a curated record